CCGUCGUCUGCUCCCACACAUCACUCACAGGCAUGGGGAGCAAAAAAGGAGAUGCUGCAUAAAAACUGACCUCGACCAGCUCAGUCAAUUCAGCACGUGUGCCCUCGAUGGUACAUCUGACACACACUACACCAGCCAACCAGCCCACAGUUCCCUCCCAUCCAUCCAUCUGGCUUGCUGACCGACCUUGAGGUGUGUGGGUGGAGCCGCCGUGAUGUACCCAAGCGUGUCGUCAGUGAUCAGCACGCCCCCUCCCUCAGGCACAGUCAGCUGCCGCGUCACCCGGCCGCGGUGGUCCAACACAAUGCGCCCAUGCCGGUCUAUCACCACGUACCUGCACACACCGCGGUAGACCUGUGUGUGCUGCAUCUAUACCAUGGAGAUGUACUUGUACUGGAAUGUCCCCGGGGGCAUUUCCACGGACGCCGCCCACUCGCCGCAGGGCUUCUUCUCCAGAGCCAGCACACGGUUCCAGUAGCCAAGCGCAUGACAGUCACCCAUCACCCCGACUGGCCAACCAACCAAACACACACACACACACACAGUGGACGGAGUCAUGAGUGUGUGUGUGUGUUGCCCUACUUGUUUGGUUGGGCAU
Vitrella brassicaformis is the source of this 598-nucleotide messenger RNA. The record is from the annotation of a GenBank genome assembly. Lineage: Eukaryota; Vitrellaceae.